This is a messenger RNA of Kogia breviceps (pygmy sperm whale), 2590 nucleotides long. Lineage: Eukaryota; Metazoa; Chordata; Mammalia; Artiodactyla; Physeteridae. The record is from RefSeq and is a predicted model, not a curated record.
AGACUGAUCGAUCUCUCAAAUCCUCUCCCCUCCCAAGGAGCUAAAAGACUGAGUACCAUGAACUCUGGAACAAAUUAGGGGAAUGGGAUGGAGUAGAGUGAGUUGUUCCACACUUUGGGACAUAGCUUUUAUCAUCUUCUUCUGGGGAGUAGGCAUAGAGACCUAAACACAGAAAAUGGGUGGAGGAAGAACUUCUGUACCCACAAACAGCCCAUGAAGAGUGAGAAUACCAAACAUAAAGUAAGGAGGUAAUUCAGAUCCACCUCCUAAAGAGACACUGGAUGAGACAAGGAAAGGAAAGACGGUAAAAAUUGUUGUAAGAAGUCUAUAUUCAGGAGGAAGUAAUCACAGAAAAGGAAGAACAGGCAGAGCAAGAUGUGUAGCUCUGUGGCCGCCAAGUUGUGGUUUUUGACAGAUCGUCGAAUCAGGGAAGACUAUCCCCAAAAAGAGAUCUUACGAGCAUUAAAGGCCAAAUGUUGUGAGGAGGAACUGGACUUUAGGGCUGUGGUGAUGGAUGAGGUGGUGCUAACAGUCGAGCAAGGAAACCUGGGUCUUCGUAUCAAUGGAGAACUAAUUACUGCCUACCCUCAGGUGGUGGUAGUGAGAGUACCAACCCCUUGGGUGCAAAGUGAUAGUGACAUCACCGUGUUGCGUCAUCUAGAGAAGAUGGGAUGCAGGUUGAUGAACCGACCUCAAGCCAUCCUGAACUGUGUUAACAAGUUCUGGACGUUUCAAGAGUUGGCAGGUCAUGGUGUUCCUCUGCCAGAUACGUUCUCUUAUGGUGGUCAUGAAAAUUUUGCUAAAAUGAUUGAUGAAGCAGAGGUACUGGAGUUCCCAAUGGUAGUGAAGAAUACACGGGGUCAUAGAGGCAAAGCAGUUUUCUUGGCUCGCGAUAAACACCAUUUGGCUGAUCUGAGCCAUCUUAUUCGCCAUGAAGCUCCAUACCUGUUUCAGAAGUAUGUUAAAGAGUCUCAUGGAAGGGAUGUACGUGUCAUAGUUGUGGGAGGCCGUGUGGUUGGCACCAUGUUACGCUGUUCAACGGAUGGGAGGAUGCAAAGCAACUGCUCACUAGGUGGUGUCGGGAUGAUGUGCUCAUUGAGUGAACAAGGGAAACAGCUAGCUAUCCAGGUGUCUAAUAUCCUGGGAAUGGAUGUGUGUGGCAUUGACCUGUUGACGAAAGACGACGGCUCCUUCUGUGUCUGCGAGGCCAAUGCAAAUGUAGGUUUCAUAGCCUUUGAUAAGGCUUGUAAUCUAGAUGUAGCUGGUAUCAUAGCGGACUAUGCCGCCUCCCUUCUGCCCUCUGGCCGGCUCACCCGGCGUAUGUCCCUGCUCUCCGUGGUGUCCACGGCCAGUGAGACUAGUGAGCCGGAGCUGGGUCCCCCAGCCAACACUGCUGUCGACAACAUGAGCGCAAGUUCCAGCUCUGUUGACAGCGACCCUGAAACCACGGAGCGAGAGCUGAUCACCAAGCUCCCGGGGGGCCUAUUCAACAUGAACCAACUGCUAGCCAAUGAAAUCAAACUCCUGGUGGAGUGAUUCCACCAGUAAAUAAUUAACCAACAAAACCCUUGUAAAACUUUCUUUUUCUUCUUUCCUUUUUUUCUUUCUUUUUUCUUUUUCUUUUUUUUCUUUUUUUAAAACCAACUUGCAAUGCUGUUCAUGGAGAAUGCUCAGAAAGAUGAGAGAAAAUUGAGUAGGAUUAGUUAGGCGGGAAGAAAGGGGAGAUAGACGAGACCUUUGCUACUAAGAUGUUACUGACUUUGAUAUACAAAUCCUACAGAUAGAGAGGCAGAAGAGGUGAGAUACAGAAAAAUGUCAGGCUCUCAUAGUUUUACAUUACUCAGAAAUGUGUAGGCUCUCAGGCCAUGAAGAACAUAAUAUUUUCAUGGUCUCUUGCUUUUGUUUUUGUACAGUUGGUACAGAUUUCAGAGUAGUGUAACUUAACAUUGUGUUGUAAUCCAUGAGGAAGACAUCUACCUAAAUUAUAAUUUUUUUAUACAAAUCUGAAAAUUCAGCCUAUACACUAUUAUCUAGGAGCUUUAUGUUCAUAGUUAUGAAAUCUUGAGGAGCUCUGUUACUGACUUUUUCCCCCUUAAUUUGGGUGGGAGGGCAACGUGAAUGUGACCCAAUAAAGAUUUUUUUUUAAUGAUAAAGUUGGCAUGUUUGCAUGAUAAAAGGGAAAUGAACAGUAUUGCAAUGUCUGGCACACAAAAUAACAUUUACUCCAUUGUAGAUAAAAUUGCACUAGUUAAAAAUAUGUGCAUUGACUUGUAUUUGUUAGUGUUUUAGCCUUUUUUGAAAGAUAUAUGCUCUGUUAAUGUUGCAUUUUUUUUUUUUAAUACAUGCUAGUCUUAACAUUCCCUGAUCUAUGCCUGCAUCUUUAACAAUGGCCAAAGUGAAGAAAAUGCUACCUUUUUUGUUAACAAGACACUGACUUGAAACAUGUGCAUUUAAAGCCUUUUAUUUUUUUCCUUUUUUCUUUUGGUGGUUGGGCAUUUAAAGAAUAAGGACAAGAAAAAAUAUUUUUGGGGGGCAAAUCAAGGGUCUAUAAGUUCCUAAGUAUAAAGUUGAAGUGAUUUCUAAUACCAGC